This is a messenger RNA of Plasmodium falciparum 3D7, 576 nucleotides long. RefSeq lists its product as uncharacterized. The record is from RefSeq and is a predicted model, not a curated record. Lineage: Eukaryota; Apicomplexa; Aconoidasida; Haemosporida; Plasmodiidae.
AUGGAAAGGAAUUCAAAUAAGUUUGUAGGAGGUAAAUUAAAAUUAAAAAUUAAGAAGAAGAAGAUAGAUAAAAAGAAAGUAAGCAAAGGAAAAGAGAAGGAAACAGAAAAUGAAGAAACAAAUAUAGUGACAGGAAGUGGGAGAGUAAUAACAAUCAAAAAUACAAUUCAAGGAUUUGAUACAAACUUUAUAGAGGAAUUAAAAGUAGGAUAUGAAAUUAUUUUAGAACAUCCUACAAGCUUACAAACAGAAAAAAGAAUUGUUACUUCUAUCUUAAGUAAUAAAACUGUACUUGUGAAUGAAGAGUUUACAAGUGAUUUUAGUACGACAUGUAAAUUUUAUAUAAACAAAAUUGAAAAAGAUAAUAAAACAAUUCACGAAAAUGAAAAUGAUAAUAAUAAUUUGGAAUAUGUAAAAGUUAUAGAGAACAAAAAUAAACAUGAUGUCAUUAAAAUAAGACAGAAAGUAGGAUUAUGGUCCUAUAAAAUAGUUGAUAAAAAAAUUAAGGGUAAUAUGACAAAUGAGCAAAAAUUAGAUGAACGUGUAAAAAGUGGACGAGAUAAAUUCUGUUGGUAA